Molecule: messenger RNA, 2438 nt
Organism: Hemibagrus wyckioides
Lineage: Eukaryota; Metazoa; Chordata; Actinopteri; Siluriformes; Bagridae
Gene: proca1
Product: protein interacting with cyclin A1
Exons: 4
Coding region: 87-2258 (723 amino acids)
Biological process (GO): arachidonate secretion; phospholipid metabolic process
Molecular function (GO): A2-type glycerophospholipase activity
Source: RefSeq, a predicted model, not a curated record
UAUUAAAACCCGCUCACUCGGGCAUCGGAAGACCGGCCGGUCUGGUGCUGUCUCAGGAGCCGUGGUGCUGAAAGCGCAGAGCUGUCAUGUGGUCACUUCUUUUCCUAUUCCUGUCUUACUUAGACGGAGACUUUGUUAAAGGUGAACUUUCCGCUUUAGAUGCGGAAAAAGAUAGCUCCGUUUCAUACUUUGUGCUCAAUAUGACCUCGUGUGCGGACACUUCGGCGUGCCGUGUGGGGUUGAGCCCUCAGACAGCAGACGAUGGAAUAUCAAAGACUGAAGGACACGAGACUGAAGAGGCUGCAAGAGACAUACACACUUUGCGGAGAUCCAAACGGGGCUUCACUUAUCCCGGGACUCUGUGGUGCGGAGCAGGAAACAUCGCCGAUAACUACGAUCAACUAGGAGAGUUUGCUGAGACGGACAAAUGCUGCCGUACGCAUGACCAUUGUCCCCAUGUCAUUCAUGCAUUUUCGUCUAAGUAUGGCUUCACCAACUUUAAGUGGCAUUCCAUUUCACACUGUGACUGUGACAAUGCAAUGAAGCAGUGUCUGAGGGAUGUCAAUGACACUUCAUCGCGGGUGGUCGGCCAGGCUUUCUUUAACGUGAUUGAAGUUCCCUGUUUUGAAUUCUCUCUUGAGGAGCAAUGUGUUGAGCGGCACUGGUAUGGAGUGUGUAAGAGAUAUGACAAAGUGCCUGUUGCUGUGAUUAGAGAGUCAAUUCCAUAUGAUUUUGGGGGCAUUGAAGUUAUUGAUGUGUUGACCCUCGCUCCUCCUAAGAAAAAAUUAUCAGAGAUAGAUGAAGGCAAGCAAGAAGAAACUCAAAGGUCAGAAAGCACAACACAGUCAAGUGCAUCAGGAUCCAAAAACCCUGCACUAGAAGAGCCUUCACUUACAAAUGUUGUCACAGCAGCUGAGGACUUCAUUAAAGUACUUGCUACAGUUUCCACUUCACAAAGCUCUUCUACUGAUGGUGGAAACACAGGUGAAGCACAGGCCUCAGAGAAGAAGAGGAAGAAGAAUGCAGGGAAAAAGAAGAAAGAUCAGAAGAAGAGAAGAGGAAAGGGGAAAGGGAAAAAGAGAAAGCAGAACACAGGCAGACUUCCAGAAGUCAAUGGCAGUGUCACUGUGGCUCCGUCUGCCAAGGAGGAUAUCAUGAACAAAAAAACAUAUGUGGGAGACUCUGGGAAUUUUGACUGGGUCAGCAAGAAUGACAACUUCAUGAACAUCCAGUUCAGUUCUGUGGGAGACAUUGAGCACAGCAAUAAGAUGAUGAGGGAUGAGCAUCAGAGGACACCUGACGAGAGUCAGGUUGCCACCACCACUGCACCAGAUGCAAAGCAAGAGGCCAAAAUGUUAGAACCACAAAAGCAAAUCAAGGAUAUGGAAUUAGUGCAACUCUUCCCCACCGUGCCAGUGACUGUCACCAGCAAAUCUACAACUGAUGUACCAAGACAAAGAGUGGCAAAAAAGAGGCAGAGACAUCCAACUCCAACAUUCCUCCCUGUAAAAGUCGCCUUACACAAUACGAUGGCAGAUAACACAGCAGUGAGUACAAAUGAAAGCACCAGCAUAGCAGGUCUGACAACACACACUCCCAUCAGUCUACCAGGGGAAAAGGCACCGCACAACGUUGAGUCUCAGCGUGAAAAGGGAUCUGCGUUUAGUGCCACCGCUCAGAAUACACCCAUUGUUGAAGCCAAAAGGGUGAGGUCGAGGCAUAAAGGGGGGAGGAGGAAAAGUCGGAAGCUGCAUAGACCUUCCUCCCCCACAGAUGCCUUAACAACAGAAGAACCAAAUGUUCUUCCUACUGACACAACUCAGGAACUGACUGUGGUCCCAUUUCCUGAAUCUCAGAAUGCAUCACAGAGGCUGCAGACUGAUGGACCAAACAACAUGGCAGAAAAACCUACAAGAGGUGUGUCUGGUAAAUUUCGAGUUAAAACAUUAAAGGGCACUGGGGUCAGAAAAAGUGCUAGACUUCCCAAGUACAAUUCAUCCGUAACAGAGGAUGUUAUCAAGGCAAGGGAAGAAGCUCUAGUGAUCAUGGUUACCAGUACCUCAAAAGGUUCAGUUGUAACUGAUCUUGCUACUCAGGCAAAGGAUGCUGAGGAAAGCACUGGGCAGAUUUUCUUUUCUAGACUACAGACUAUCAUUCCAUCUGUACCACCUCUUCAAACCAGAAAAUCCAAGAGAAGAAGGUCAAAGAAGGAUGACAAGAGCAGAAGAAAAAACAAAGGCAGAAAAACCUGGGUUUAACUACCUGAAACAAAAUCAGAGGAAUGGUGUCUUAGUAGUUAGUCUGGUUCAUGAUGACCAGAACUGUUAAUAAAAUAAGAAAGACAUGAUUUAAAGCAUACUGUUUUUGUUUUUUUUUACUACUCAGUGAUGAAAGACAGCACAGUUGCCUAUAUCAGCACUGUCAUUAAAUAAAGCAAC